CCUCUCUCUCUCUCUCUCUCCUCACCCGCUCUCGUAACUUCAGCUAGAUGAUGAAGACCGCCGAUAGCGCAGCCGCUAGAGAAGGAACUCAUGAGAUUUGUCGCUCCCGAAAUCACACGAAGGAGAUGUCGAUCUCUGUCACGGUCGCUCCGUCGCAAGGCCGAGGAGAUCGAGAACUCUUGAGGCGAUAGUGCUGUCACGGCUUUGCGACGGGCGAUCUUUGAUGGCCUUGCAGACGUUGGCGACGAAGCCACUUCACAGACGCAAUUGACGGCAAAGAGAUGGAGAGAGAGAGGGCCAGACUGAGGGAGGAGAGGAUUUUGAUCUUUUCAGAUCAAAAUUUUUGUUUAUUUAUGCAGGGGCAUAUUCAGAAUUUUGAUAGAGUGUAAAUCUAAAUGGGCAUAUCUCUCUAAGGGAAAAAGUUCAAAAUUCAGUUUUUACGUAAAAAGAAAGAAAGAAAAAAAAAAUUUAAAAUGCAGUUAGAGAGAGAUAGGCCGCUGGUAGUGAGUCUACAAGAAUUAGCUAGCUUGGCGGGAAUCAUGAUUGCCCGCCAUCACCAACCACCAAGCUGCCCCACUUCACAACCAACUAUAUUCGAUCGAACCUUCAAACCAAAGAGACUAAAACCUCCCAACCGCUUCCAUAGAUAUGACGUCCUUUUCACAACCCCAAUAUGCUUGCUCCUCAACUCUCCUCUGAACCACUUGUCUCUCAUUCUCAGUCGGGAAUCUCCUUUCCGCUUUGUCGGUGUUCGGAAUGGCAAAUUCGGGACACGGGUUUUUUGUUUCUCGCUUCCUUGUUGGGUUGUGUCUUGUGAGGUUUGUCUUAAUGUCCGAGAUUUUUGUGUCUGCUGCUGAUGAUGAUACUGGCCCUGUUGGUGGUUCUGGUGCUGCAGACACAGAGAUUUGCAAUAAUGAUCUGAGUAGUUUUCUGCCACCUCCUUACAGUAAUAUAACUAAUGUUAUUUGCAAGCCAGUUUGGAACACUUUUGUUUUGAGGUAUACACAGGAUGAAGACAAUGUCGUCAACAUUAUACUAUCUGCUGUAUAUACCACUGGAUGGGUGGGAAUGGGGUUCUCAAAGAAUGGUCUGAUGGUGGGGUCCAGUGCCAUUGUGGGAUGGAUCACAAAAAAGGGCCAAGCAAGAAUUAAGCAAUUCUAUUUGCAAGGUUCAAGGAAGUCCCAAGUCAUAGCAGACAAAGGAGAAUUGCCACUUACUGGUAUUCCUGCUACUGUUGUUCUCCACGGCCCUAGAAUUUACUUGGCAUUUCAGUUGAAAUUCGAAAACCGUCUCGCCCGCCAGCCGCUUAUCUUCGCUUUCGGAUUCACAUAUCCGAAGCACCUGCACCUAUCUCAACAUGAUGACAAAACAACCAUCAUGCUCGAUUUCUCCGCAGGUUCAGCAACUGCUGCACCAAGUAAUCUGGGCCAGAUGAAGAAGAAUCAUGGGAUACUGGCCAUAAUGGGAUGGGGUCUAAUACUUCCUUUUGGGGCAAUAGUUGCAAGAUACUUCAAACACAAGGAUCCUUUAUGGUACUAUCUUCAUUCAGUUAUUCAGUUUGCGGGGUUUGUCUUUGGACUUGCUGCAGUAGUACUUGGACAACAACUCUACAACAAAAUAGGGGCCCACUUUCACACACACAGAGGCAUUGGCAUCUUUAUUCUUGUUCUAAGCAUUCUUCAGAUAUUGGCAUUCUUUCUUCGGCCUAACAAGGAAGCGAAGAUUCGCAAGUACUGGAACUGGUACCACCAUUCUUUUGGAAGGAUUGCACUCUUUUUUGGAGCUUUAAACAUAUUGUUGGGCAUCCAGGUUGGAAAUGCUGGGGAUGAUUUGAAAAUAGGCUACGGAUUUCUUCUUGGUUUUGUUCUUAUCUCAGUCAUUGUUUUGGAAGUACUGAAAUGGAUGAAAAGGUCAGAGGAUACAAAAAUGGACAACCCAAACUUUCAGAUGAAUCCAGUACCAUGAACAUUUACCAAUACUUAGAUGUGAUAAGGACUUGUAUUGAUGCUGAAGUUUGCAUUUCUGACAAAUUGUAAGAAACAUCCCAGCUUGCAAUAGUGAAGAUUCUCAGAGAGGCCAUGUUUGUAUUGAAACACAUUCCAGAUCAUGUGAAGAUACUCUUUACUUGAGUUCCAUUAUGUGUGGCUGUUUUGAGUGUGGAUGAUAGAAAAACGACAACUGACUGGGUUUUUUGUUCAAGUUGAACGAUUUUAAUUUCAGUUUCCCCUUGGCCAAAGCUAACAGUUCCACUGCUCCUUUAUGAUGUCAUGAAAGAAUUUCUUUGCCGUCUCGACAUGUAAAUCCAUGUUCCUGGUUGGAUCAGCAUUUUGUAA
Morus notabilis is the source of this 2333-nucleotide messenger RNA. Its product is annotated as cytochrome b561 and DOMON domain-containing protein At3g61750. Lineage: Eukaryota; Viridiplantae; Streptophyta; Magnoliopsida; Rosales; Moraceae. The transcript has 5 exons. The record is from RefSeq and is a predicted model, not a curated record. The coding region runs from base 757 to 1965 and encodes 402 amino acids.